Propithecus coquereli (Coquerel's sifaka) is the source of this 3054-nucleotide messenger RNA. RefSeq names its product cortactin (gene CTTN). NCBI's taxonomy places the organism in Eukaryota, Metazoa, Chordata, Mammalia, Primates, Indriidae. The record is from RefSeq and is a predicted model, not a curated record. Gene Ontology annotation, molecular function: actin filament binding. The coding region runs from base 1 to 1653 and encodes 550 amino acids. Gene Ontology annotation, biological process: regulation of actin filament polymerization. The transcript is spliced from 16 exons. Gene Ontology annotation, cellular component: cortical actin cytoskeleton; focal adhesion; plasma membrane.
AUGUGGAAAGCAUCGGCAGGCCACGCGGUGUCCAUCACCCAGGAUGACGGGGGAGCUGACGACUGGGAGACCGACCCCGAUUUUGUGAACGAUGUGAGUGAGAAAGAACAAAGAUGGGGCGCCAAAACCGUGCAAGGCUCCGGGCACCAGGAGCACAUCGACAUACACAAGCUGAGAGAGAAUGUUUUCCAAGAACAUCAGACCCUUAAGGAGAAGGAACUCGAAACAGGACCAAAAGCCUCCCGUGGCUACGGAGGGAAGUUCGGUGUGGAACAAGACAGGAUGGAUAAGUCAGCUGUCGGCCAUGAAUAUCAGUCGAAACUUUCCAAGCACUGCUCGCAAGUUGACUCUGUCCGGGGCUUCGGAGGCAAGUUCGGUGUCCAGAUGGACAGAGUCGAUCAGUCUGCCGUGGGCUUCGAAUACCAGGGGAAGACCGAGAAGCACGCGUCCCAGAAAGACUACUCGAGUGGCUUUGGUGGCAAAUACGGCGUGCAGGCUGACCGUGUGGACAAGAGUGCCGUGGGCUUCGACUACCAGGGCAAGACGGAGAAGCACGAGUCUCAGAGAGAUUACUCCAAAGGUUUUGGUGGCAAGUACGGUAUCGACAAGGACAAAGUGGACAAGAGUGCCGUCGGCUUUGAGUAUCAGGGGAAGACGGAGAAGCACGAGUCCCAGAAAGACUAUGUGAAAGGGUUUGGAGGAAAAUUUGGUGUGCAGACAGACAGACAAGACAAAUGUGCCCUUGGCUGGGAUCACCAGGAGAAAUUGCAGCUGCAUGAAUCCCAAAAAGAUUAUAAGACUGGUUUCGGAGGCAAAUUUGGUGUUCAGUCCGAGAGGCAGGACUCUUCUGCUGUGGGGUUUGAUUACAAGGAGAAGCUGGCCAAGCACGAGUCCCAGCAAGACUACUCCAAAGGAUUCGGGGGAAAAUACGGGGUGCAGAAGGAUCGGAUGGACAAGAACGCAUCCACCUUUGAAGAUGUCGCCAAGGUGUCCCCUGCUUACCAGAAGACGGUGCCUGUUGAAGCUGUGACCAGCAAAACCAGUAACAUCAGAGCUAACUUUGAAAACCUCGCUAAGGAGAAGGAACAGGAGGACAGACGGAAGGCAGAAGCGGAGCGAGCCCAGCGGAUGGCGAAGGAGAGGCAGGAGCAGGAAGAGGCCCGGAGGAAGCUAGAGGAGCAAGCCCGCGCCAAAGCGCACACCCCGCCUGUGUCCCCCGCUCCCCAGCCGGCCGAGGAGAGGCAGCCGCCGAGCCCCGUCUAUGAGGACGCAGCUUCAUUCAAGGCAGCGCCGAGCUACAGAGGCUCCGUGAGCGGUAGUGAGCUGGAGCCUGCGUAUGGUGUGGAGGCCGCCGACUACCGAGAGCCCGGCAGCCAGCAGGGCCUGGCCUAUACCCCAGAGGCCGUCUACGAAAGCACAGAGGCCCCGGGCCACUACCCAGCAGAGGAGAACGCCUACGACGAGUACGAGAACGACCUGGGCAUCACGGCCAUUGCCCUCUACGACUACCAGGCCGCGGGCGAUGACGAAAUCUCAUUUGACCCCGACGACAUCAUCACCAACAUAGAAAUGAUCGACGACGGCUGGUGGCGCGGGGUGUGCAAGGGCAGGUACGGGCUCUUCCCGGCCAACUACGUGGAGCUGCGGCAGUAGGCGGCGCGGCCCGCGGCCCAUGCUGCGCGUCAGGCCUUCCUCCGUUCUGGGUUUUCGGUGGAUUUUUUUGUUUGUUUUUGUGGUUUUUUUUUUUUUUUUGGUUUGUUUUAUUUUUUGAUGGUGGGGAGGGGAAUACACAUAUUGCUUUUAUAUUUAAUACUUUUGCUGAUGCUUUUGAAAAUGUUUAUGCCACAGAAUUUGCUAAUAUAUUGUAAUCAUGUUCCUUAGGAGGACUUUGGUAAUUGUUUUUAUGCAUUUAAGGUAUUUUCUUUUUUUGCCAAAUUGACUGUCACGUGCAGCGACUUCAGGGGCCUUUAGUUCUCUUGAGUUCAGUAGUGUGUGUCCCUGUGGGCAGCCGCGAUUCCCCAGGACAAACACGAGUGCUUUCAGGUCAGUGUCUGCGGCUGUCAGGCAGGAAUGACUGUCGGGCGAGCGUCUCUAGGGUCUCCGUGUCUGGAGGAAGGGGGCAGGGCCUGUGGGAGUUAGACUGGAGGUCGCCUGCCAGGAAGGAGGGAUCACCCUGCGCACGUCACACGGUGACAGCCCAGAGAAUUGACGGCUUUAGCAAGGACCCUGCCUCUCUCCCGUUCCGGUGGCUCGGCUGGUCCUUGUCUCCACCCCUCCCCGCCGCUUGUGUCCCCAGGGGAGCUGCUGCGGGGCCUGUGCCUCCGCCCUGCCUCGCAGUGGCACUGAGUCUUCACACCGCCCCCUCUUGGUCAUCUCCAGACCACGGCCCACAGUGACAGGCUCUGGGGCCUUACUGGUGAGGUUGCAGCUCGUGCUGGGCUUGGCUUGCUGGCACGAGGGUCGUGUCUGGACUGUCACCUGGACAAUCGCUGGGCAGCCUGGGGUGGUGCGUGUCUGCCGUGUGGCAGGCCAGCCGCAUAGCUGUGGGAAGGCAGUGCCCCCUCUGUUGUAAACUGCCACAAACAUUCUUCCCAUCAAGGGGUUGUGCUGUUUUUGCCAAAAUAUGUUCAAUUACUGUAAAAGUUGAUCAAUUGACAGCUAAAAAUAAGAAGUGCAAAUGAGUGAGUGUGUUCCUACCCAGGGUGCCGUGGUGGUUCUGGACACUGCUGUCCCUGGGCACUGUGGCCACUUGCUGCCUGGGAAACGCAUCUUCCUCCCAAGAAAGCAGGGCUGGACCAAUGUGAUCGUGCACAGUCUGGUGGACAGUGUGUCUUUCCAAAAGAUCACGUAGAAAUGUCUCAGGUAUUCGGGACAUUCAGUGGUUGUGAUAGACGUGUUUUCCUUCCUGAAGUGCAUUUCUGCAUAAUCCUUGCUUUACCACAAUUAGGUCGGGUUUUAUAUGCAACUUAUUGUAUCUGAAUUCCUGUAGCACACCUCAUAGGUAUGAUUUUUUUAAAUUAAAUACUCAGAAUAAACUUUUUUUUGAUCCACUUG